ACCAUUUUACGAAAGAAGAUGCAACCAAGGCGAAGUGUCGAUAUUGCUACAGUUUGAUUUCAUCGUCAAAUGGAUCGACUGGAAAUAUGAAACGACACUUGAAAAGCAAACAUCCCAUGGUAACAUACGCGAGAAACACUUUGGAUAGCAGUGCUCCAAGAACGGAGGGAAACACAAGAGACAAUGGAAGUACUCCUGAAAACGAUAAAGUGAUUACAGGAGAGAAGACUUCUAUUAAAAGCAACGGUGACAAAGUAGAACCCGGUAGUAAUGAAAGCACGAUUGAGAACUAUCCAAUAUGUGCAAAUAAAUCAACUACGAUGACGAAAUUUAUCGAUGUGCAUCGUCCAAUCUCGAUUCAAAAAAGUAGGUUGCUCGACUCUCAUUUAAUGAGAAUGAUUUGUAUGGAGUAUCAUCCAUUUUCGCUCGUUGAAGAUGUUAAAUUCAAGGAAUUCGUUCGCAUGCUUUGUCCGUCGUAUGUGUUACCAAGCCGAAAAACACUAACGAACAGUUUACUGCCUGUUAUGUACAACGAGACUCUCUCGAAAGUAAAGCAAGAGCUCCAAGAUGCGUCUGCGAUCAGCUUAACCAGCGACGGAUGGACAAACUUGAAUAACAAGUUUUUAUGCUUUAACUGCUCACUUUAUCGACCAGAGAGGUUAUUUGAAAACUUUUCUUAUUGAGUGUUCUGAAUUUGAAGAACAGCAUACAGGAGAGAACAUAGCUUCGUGGAUCAAUAUGGUACUGCAAAGUUUAAGAUAGAUUUCAAGAUUACCGCGAUCGUCACGGACAAUGCUUCUAACAUGAAGUCCGCAGCAUCCAUUUUAAACGUUAGACACAUAUCAUGUUACGCUCAUUCACUUAAUUUGGCUGUACAGAAUGCUAUAUUCAAAUCCAUCAAACCGGUUGUUGACAAGGUCAAGCUCAUUGUUCAAUACUUUAAAAAAAGUAGCUCUGCGUUAUCAAAGUUAAACGAUAUGCAAAAGAAAUUGAACAAACCAACUUUAAAAUUAAAACAAGACGAUAGAUUUUUUGCAAAUAAGGAACCGGUUGUGUCUACUUUAGCUUUACUUGAAUCGAAACUGGCCUUGGAUAGUUCGGAUUGGGAUAUAAUCGAACAUAGUAUCAACGUGUUGCGAAUAUUCUACGAAGUAACAAACGAAAUAUCAGCGGAACAAAAUGUAUCCCUUUCAAAAACCUGUGUGUUGUAUCGUAUAAUGCUAAAGAAGACGGGAUCAUUUUCCGAAUCCGUUCUUCCACACAGCGUGUGCACACUAAAAAAAGAACUAAUUGAAGGAUUGCAGAAAAGAUUUGGUGGAAGAGAAUCAAAUGAAUUGAUCGCUCAAGCGAUUUUGUUGGACCCUAGGUUCAAGAAACAAGGUUUCGGGGAUGAUGGCAGUUAUCAAAUUGCUUAUCAAUCAGUUAUACGAAAAAUAAAACAACUAAAAGUUGUGGAAUCAAAUAUGUCUUCGAAUUGCAUUUCGAAAGCAUCAUCUGAAUCAUCUUUAUGGCAAGAUUUCGACGACACUCUAAACAGAAUUCAGGGGAAGCAAGAUUCACAUUCGGCAGCCAUUGUAGAACUUGAUAAGUUUGUAGCAGAGCCUCAUUUGACGAGAUCUGGUGAGCCAUUGGAAUGGUGGGAAUCUCGGAAAGCCGUUUAUCCGAGACUAUACGAUCUAAUGAAAAGACGCUUGUGCAUUCCUGCAACCUCAGUUCCGUGCGAGAGGAUCUUCUCAAAAGCUGGACAGAUCAGUACCGAGAAAAGAAGCCGAUUAUCCCCGGCGCACAUUUCGCAAAUCUUGUUCCUGAAUCACAAUUCAAAAUAAUUCAUAAUUUGAAUGCAGUAUUUACAGUUGUGCUGGUAUCACAAAUUUGUUUACGAAAUACAGAGAAAAUAAAGGAAAAAAAUUAGAGGGUUGUAUUCAAGACACGACCGAGUACAAUAACAUUAAAAAUGAAACGUUUCUAGGGUCUUCAUAAUAAAUACAAAAAUAAAGAUGAUAAUGAUGAUGACACACUAAAUUUCACUACACUUUAAAGUUACUUGAAAGCUCAAUUUUAGAUACAAAAAACCUAAAGAUUUAAACCUGAACAAUUGAAACUAUUUUAUUUUAUGAUGAUAAUUUUCGAGAAACGUACAAACUUACUAAUUUGAUUUGAUUUAUAUCGUUUAUUUACCCCCAGUUUUAACCUAAUAAUGGUCGUUCACUGGUGGACUUAUUAAUUUUAUAAACAAUUAAUCGAUCCAAGAGAAUGUUGCACCAGUAAUCUCAGUAAUGGUGUAAUUUUAUUAAUCCUUCAAAAUCGUCGAUAAUCUUCGGAAAGUGUCGGUAAAUAAUAUGGCAACAAUACGAGGAAGAAAACAUGUGAAACAGCCCGCAUAAAAUAUUUAGUUACUUACAUUGAUUUUCGCUUUGGCAUAUUAGGAAUAUACGGAAUGGAUACGCAACAAAAUUCCGAAAUUUUGUUCAUAUUGUAACUAGAUGUUAUUAACACAUGAAUAAACAUUGUCAUAGUUACAACGCGUGUAGCCAUCAGACGCUUAUUGUUUUGAAGCAAAUAAUAAUUCUACGAGGGUUCAUAUUCAAACGAUACAUGUGAAAUCGCAAGUAAACUUACCUUGAGUUUAUCUUUGAUACUAAAUGAUAUUGCAUCUAUUUGUACUGUAUAUGUGAGCCUGUGGAACUCAUUUAUACUACUAAACCGAGAAGGCCGCUUUUAGAUAAGUUUCAGAAUUUAAUUUUGAAUCUUUUGAAGCGUUUAAUUCCUGGUGGGACAACAACUUGUUCAGUCAUAUUGUCACGUUUUGUUCGUGUGGGAAUGGAGAUUUAAGUAUGCAAACCGAUCCGUUGACAAAUUAAAACAUUUUUAAGCUUACAAUAUUGAAGCUUUGGAAUCAUUUAAAUUAGGAAAAUCCAUUAACAAAUCAUCGAGAAACAAGCGCUGCAAAUUAGAUCCGGAAAAUCUAUCGCUGAUAAUUCUAAAUUGGCCUGAUAGUUACCAGACAACCAAAAUAAAAUACUCAAUUGAAACCAAUUUUUCAAUGGUAUGCAAUUGAAAUAUUCAA
Messenger RNA from Malaya genurostris, 3067 nucleotides. RefSeq names its product zinc finger BED domain-containing protein 4-like. Bases 804 to 1826 code for a protein of 340 amino acids. Lineage: Eukaryota; Metazoa; Arthropoda; Insecta; Diptera; Culicidae. The transcript has a single exon. The record is from RefSeq and is a predicted model, not a curated record. Gene Ontology annotation, molecular function: protein dimerization activity.